Molecule: messenger RNA, 4425 nt
Organism: Acipenser ruthenus (sterlet)
Lineage: Eukaryota; Metazoa; Chordata; Actinopteri; Acipenseriformes; Acipenseridae
Product: cAMP-responsive element-binding protein-like 2
Exons: 4
Coding region: 377-739 (120 amino acids)
Biological process (GO): regulation of DNA-templated transcription
Cellular component (GO): nucleus
Molecular function (GO): DNA-binding transcription factor activity
Source: RefSeq, a predicted model, not a curated record
UUCCACACAGCGCACUCAUGAGGACAUGCAGGGCGUUUUUCUGUGUCUGGUGGAUGCAGUUUUUCACUGACGUUUUAAACAGGAAAACACAUUUGGAACUUAAGAACUACAAAUCCCAGCUUUGGAGGAAUCAUAGCAGGAAGCAGGUGACGAGAGGUAAACAAUGAAGGAUUGUUGUUUUUGAAUAAGAAUAUUAAACCUUUUUACGCUGUGCGGAUCUCUGAUAUAAACAUAUUUUACACAUACUACAUUGCUAGUCUCUGUGUGGUCAGUUAUAUUUUGUUACUAUUUCAAAAUAAUUAACAUUUCUGCUGUUGAUUAAAUGAGAAUUUGCUGCCUGGCCUGGUUUAGAUAAUAAUUGAAACUGGUCUCCAAAAUGGAUGACAACAAGAUGGUGGGAGGCAAAGUGAAGAAGCCAGGAAAGCGAGGUCGUAAACCAGCCAAAAUCGACCUGAAGGCGAAAUUAGAGAGGAGUCGUCAGAGUGCACGGGAAUGCAGGGCAAGGAAGAAGCUACGCUACCAGUACCUGGAGGAACUGGUCUCCAGCAGAGAGAGAGCUAUCUGCGCACUUCGAGAAGAGUUGGAAAUGUACAAGCAGUGGUGCGCUGCAAUGGAUCAGGGUAAGAUCCCAUCAGAAAUCAAGGCAUUGCUGACAGGGGACGAGCAUAACAAAACACCACAAAGCACAAGCAAGCCACCCAAAAAUGGAAAGAAUAAUGGAAACAGCAAUGGUCUAUAAGGAAGAUGUUUUUCAUCAAAGGAAUUGUGAAGAAAGUUUCUUGCAUAAACAGUAUGUGGGUAAAAAAAAAAAAAAAGACAAAAUUCUUCCAUAUUUUAUAUUAGAUAAUAUAUGUAUAUGGGAUAAUGCAAUAUCUACUAUCUUUAGUAGAUUGCAUGGUAAUGAGUUUAAUGCUGCUGAAAUGUGAAAUGUUGUCAUUUAUUGUGACCUGCUAUAAUGAAUGUGAUUUAAAAGGAGUAUUUGUUACUGUUUUAAGAGCCUGUUUUUGGUCUUUCCUAGGUACCAUUUUCACAUCUCCCUCCAGCUGUCAAAAUACUGACACCCCGCUAUUACUAGCUGGAAUUUCUUUCAUUUUCACUAAAUACAAUAACAAGGUGGAACAAGGCCUACAGUAGAGCAGUUUAUAUGGGUGGAGCUGUUAAUAUCAGCUGCUCUUUAGAUCAUUAAAAUAGACCUGUGCAGUGAGUAUAAAGCUACUCUUCCAAAUGUACCAGAUUGCUUACAGGUCCAUUAUGAACCAGAUCAGGUUUGCUUUUCCCCAUGUACCUGUGAAGUUUUACUGUCGAGAUCAUUUGACCAGCUUUUGACCAAUUCCACAACUACAAGAUUACUUAUAAGUGGUAAACAGCUCAAGUUUCAUGUUAUUGAAUAAAAUAUAUCUCCACAUUGCUCUAUUAGCUCAAACAGUGGCAAUUUUAAAUAUUUCUUUAACAGGGGGAUAGGUGGUGCUGUGCCUUUGAGAAUAUAAGUAAGGUAACACUUACAGUGAUAUUAUAUUGUUCAAAAGUUUGAAGCAUUCCAAAACAAUGUUAUUGUCUUGUGUGGUCUGUUUGGGGCUGUAAACCCACAAAUGAAUGUAUAUUUAUGUAGGGGGUGGGAUUUGACCACAAUUUCUGGUACCUAUUGUUACAAAAGUUUCCUGCAAACUGAUAUAUCUGAAUGCAUUGACAUCACCAAUAACUGAUCAGUAGCACCCUGGGGCCAUAUUACAAAAGCAUCCUAAGUGACAUUCUUAUCUUAUCUUCAGAGAUAGAAUGUCCUCACUACAAGUUUAGGAGAGUUGAUAUUACAGAAAAUGCUCUCCUAACUUAUUUUCCUAUCUUAAUCUAAGAUAGGAAAUAGCAUAUUACAGAACGUUCCUAACUUGGUCAUUACCUAAGUUUCUUUCCUAACAUUUAGGACUCUGGGGAACCUUUCUUAUCUGUUGGUUAGAAAAAGAACAUUUUUAGUUUGCAAGAUCUGAACAAACCGUACACAGCAUGGAGUUUGAAUUUGACACACUUACAAGUUACUGUCGGUGAUUAUGAUUAUUGAUAUUUCAAACUUUACUGAGUAAUAAGAUAUGAAGCAUUCUGUGUUGAUUCUGCUGUGUUAUUGUAUUAUACAGUGAGAUGCACCAUUGAACUAUAACCAGCAGCUCAUAUAUGUAAUGUAACUCGAAAAAUACAAGUUUGGACUCUUUAAUGCACAAAAUUAUAUUACUGUACACAGUUUCUUUCACACCAGACACACAAACAUAUCACAAUACUCUUAUUAUUUUUAGCUUUACUUUAGCCUGUGAGAUAGUAUUGUGUGUUGGCAUUCCUAAUUAAAAUAUAAUUUUGUUCAUGACUGAAAUUGAAUAAGUAUGGCUUCAUUUUUAUUAUUAUUUUUUUUAAAUAGCGGUAUUUAUGUAUUGUUGUUAACUAGAUUUUAUUGUAGAUUUUUCUGCGAUCAAAUCCUUAUUCUUUUCCUGAGUAAAAUUUUGAGCCCUGUAUUUCUUUGCCACAACUGAAUCGAGUUUAGAUGCCGUCAUUUAAAAGCACGUCUAGUCUGGUGACAGUUACCUGAAACUCGAGCUGUAACCUGCUCUAUUCAGACUCGAUCAGUCGUUUAUGGAUAAGAUUGUGACUAGACAGGAUUUCCUAACUAAUGUUAGGAUGGGGGAGACACUUUGGAAAUUGUAGACAAUGCUGACUUAGGAAAUGCUUCUGUAAUACCAAGUUAGGAAAAAUCCUAUCUUAGCCAUGAAAGAUAAGAUAGGAAAGCAAGUUAGGAAAUUGUUCUGUAAUACGGCCCCAGGUACUGAUAUGAUACCAGUGUGAUACCAUUGGUAUGCCAAAAUAUGAAAAUGUUAGCAAUGUCUUUGUUCUACCAUUGAAUGAUAGCACAGGAAGAAAGUGUUUUGAAAGUAUGAUCGUAACUAUUGUAUUGUCAGACAAUGGCCAUUCAAGAGAAUUUGAUAAGUCAUGACUAAGACAGCCAUGUUGUUUUGGAAUUCUAAAACCAUCUUUUUUAACAGGCAGGAUAGCAGGCUUAGGAUUCUCUGUAUUUGCAGGUAUUUUAACCCAACCUUGCUAUUCGAUCCCAUUCAUGCAUUUGUAUUAUGGCUUUAGAGUACUUUGAUUUUGAUGUCAGUGUGUGUAUCAUUUUUUGGUUUUGUGUUUUAUGGUAAAAUAUUAAUGCACUUUUCAGCGUUUCAAGUACUGUAUUUAUGUUAACAUAAAUGUAUUUUUAUAUUGAUUGUACUUUAUAUCAAAGAGAGGACUGUUGUUUUAUGCUGUGUAGUCUUUCCUGAUGCCUUGAUCCUUUACAGUAGAGCUGUGGUCUGCGUCUGAGUAAAAGAAGACCCCUUCUGUGUAGAGGCAAGCUUCAUUGCUUCCUCUUGAAGGUUGUGUAUAAAGGGAAUGGUGCUUGUUCCAUUGCUUUUCAAUCUUACAGUUUUGUUAUAAGACCAACUGAUCCAGUAUUUUUGGGAGAUUAACUUUACAUACCAUUUGCACAUGAGUAUACAAUUACUUAAAAUAAUCCUGGGUAUUUGAUCAGAUUACUGCAUUGGGUGCCCCAAAAGUCCUGAAAUUGAACCACUGCAAAACUGAUUUAUCUGCAUAAAAAGAGUGGUGCAUAUGUUAUUUGAAGCGAUGUGCCCAGUUCACAGAACAUCACAAAUCUAUUUAACCGCUGUUUCAACUUGUUUUGAUAAACUUAAUAAAGUUUAGUAUACAUUUGGAGCUUACAGUAGUUUUUCUAAAAACUCUUUAACCAUAAUAUGUAAAUAAAGCAGUGAAGUGGGGGGGUAGUGUUGGUUUUAAGUUUUCCCCCAGAAAGGUGACACAGUAGAUAAUUCACUUCCUUUUCACACCUUUAACCUCAGCAAGUCUGUGUAGAAAUUGUCUCACUUCACAAGUGAAAUGAUUGAUGGUCUCAGGUUUGUCCCCACUUGAGAAACUGAAGAGCUGAGAUGAGGUUCCAGAAUUGUGAGGGAAAUCUCUCAUGAUAUCUGACUGUAGCCAAGGCCAUUGUCCCUUGCAUUUCCUGAGCACUAAAUUCAAUAAUAAAUAAAAAGCAUAUGUUUGUGAAUAGAUAAUCAAACCAUAGUAUGUAUUAAUUUAAAAAUUGGUUUUGUUCUACACAGACUAGCCUGGGUAGUCAAGAAGUCUUCAUGCCAGUCUCGUCAAAAGAACAAAUCACCUUCUUUUGGAUUACUUUUUUUUUUUUUAAUAAGUCAAUAUUAAUAAGUUGUCCCUUGCAUUAUAUUUUUUCAAUGGAAUGUAAAUGUAUUUAAGAGUAUAUUGUAAGUGGCAAAUGUUAUAUUUUUACAAGCAUUUAAAAAUGUUAUGAAAAUGUAUAUUUUUUGCUGUUAGAGGAAAGAGAAACUGUAGAAUUAUAUAUUACAGUUCAUAGCAUUAAACUUUGUUUGAAAUUAA